UGACAGCACAUACAGCAUGAGGCUGGUGUGGAAAUCCCUGGACAAGAUGAGGUGUCUGAGGAAACGCUCCACUAUUCCCUUCCUCGGCUUCCUCAUCACCUUCCUCCUCUUCCUGAACCUCUAUAUUGAAGAUGGCUACGUGGUGGAAGGGGAUAAAAGACAGCUUAGGGUAACAUCAGUCCACCCUCCGAGCUCAGAACGAUACGUUCACACCUUCAGAGACCUCAGUAAUUUCUCUGGAACCAUUAAUGUCACGUAUCGUUAUCUCGCUGGAACCCCGCUGAACCGCAAAAAGUAUCUCACCAUUGGACUGUCAUCAGUCAAAAGAAAAAGAGGAAACUACCUUCUGGAGACCAUCAAAUCCAUCUUUGAUCAGUCCAGUUACGAGGAACUGAAAGAGAUUGUGGUUGUGGUCCACCUGGCAGACUUUGACCUGGUCUGGUGUGAGAACCUGGUGCAGGAAAUCACCAGGAAGUUUGCUCACCACAUCAUAGCGGGACGCCUCCUGGUGAUCCAGGCCCCAGAGGAGUACUAUCCAUCUUUGGACGGCUUGAAAAGGAACUACAACGACCCAGAGGACCGGGUCCGUUUCCGCUCUAAGCAGAACGUGGACUACGCUUUCCUCCUCAACUUCUGCACAAACCUCUCUCAUUUCUACAUGAUGUUAGAGGACGACGUGCGCUGCUCCAGGAACUUUCUGACGGCGCUAAAGAAGGUGAUCACCUCCAGAGAUGGUUCCUACUGGGUGAUGCUGGAGUUUUCCAAGCUGGGCUACAUCGGGAAGCUUUACCACUCCAAAGACCUGCCACGUCUGGCUCAUUUCCUCCUCAUGUUCUACCAGGAAAUGCCCUGCGACUGGCUCCUCAUCCACUUCAGGGGUCUGCUCGCUCAGAAGGACGUGAUCCGCUUCAAGCCCUCUCUGUUCCAGCACAUGGGCUAUUAUUCUUCUUACAAAGGAGCAGAGAACAAACUGAAGGAUGACGACUUUGAGGAAGACUCCAUAGACAUUCCCGACAACCCUCCUGCCAGCCUUUACACAAACAUCAAUGUCUUUGAGAACUAUGAUGCCACGAAGGCUUACAGCACUGUGGACGAAUACUUUUGGGGGAAGCCUCCUUCCACCGGAGACUUCUUUGUCAUCGUCUUUAAUAAAUCUACCAAAAUUAGUAAAAUUAAGAUUGCUACUGGUUCUGAUGACCGUCAGAAUGACAUUCUUCACCACGGUGCUCUGGAAGUGGGAGAGAAACUAGUUGGGACUAAAAAAGGGAAACUCUGUUCCUCUUAUAUCACAUUAGGAGAGUUUAAAAAUGGCAACAUUGAGGUUCAAGAUGUAGACCACAAAAUUGCCUUCAACAUUGAGUGUGUGCGCAUUGUGGUGACAGCCAGUCAAAAAGAAUGGCUCAUUAUUAGAAGUAUAAGUUUAUGGACUACACAACCCCCCAGUCAAUGAGGACUAUACAUAAAGACUCUUAGUAUGUCAUAGAGGCAAAUGUUUUUAUUAUCAUUAUUUACUAAUGUGUGUAUUUCCAGGUUUAUUUAUUCAUUUUGUAUGUAUUUAUUGAUACUCAUUUUGAUUGCCAAAUCAGUCUAUAGUUUUUUAUACCUGCAAGUUGUGACCUUAGUAGAGCAUCCUCCCAGUCAUUCUUAAGGACUGUUCAACUGACCUCAGAGUAUUCAUGUUUUCUGAAAUGUUCCAUAAACUUUUAUUUAUUUCAGCCUUUGAUUGCUAUCCUUAACAUAGGGUUGGGUGAUAAUUCAGUAUUAUGUUUUAACAGGAUAAGGCUUAUAACAUUAUAUACUUUUUUUAUUAUAUAAUAUUACUUAAACAAGUCCUAUUAAAAGACCAAGAUCAACAAUUAAUUGAUCCUACUAAUAACUGUUUCCAUGUUUGCCAAAGUCUGACAUAUCUUGUUCCUCAGUGCCAUAAAGCUCCACUGUUGUCCAAAACCUAUUAAAAUCAGUGAGCCAUACCAUUCCACUGGGUGGCAGGUUAUUUCAUUACUACAAACUGUAGUUCAUUUUCGAGUCAAUCCCUCAUACAUCUCAAAGCUACGCUGGCCUACUGCUUUAGGAAAUGAACAAGGCUAGAAAAUCGAACUAGAUAUUUGUGACCUGUUUUUAAAGAUUUACAUUUUCAGUAGGAAUGAAUGGGUUUGGACCUGACAGCUACAAACAGGUAGUGGGGAAGUCAGAAAGUACUAAGAGAUGGACUAACACAU
Messenger RNA from Morone saxatilis (striped sea-bass), 2219 nucleotides. RefSeq names its product mgat4 family member C (gene mgat4c). The record is from RefSeq and is a predicted model, not a curated record. Lineage: Eukaryota; Metazoa; Chordata; Actinopteri; Moronidae. The transcript is spliced from 4 exons. The coding region runs from base 17 to 1450 and encodes 477 amino acids. Gene Ontology annotation, molecular function: acetylglucosaminyltransferase activity. Gene Ontology annotation, biological process: protein N-linked glycosylation.